This is a messenger RNA of Nerophis lumbriciformis (worm pipefish), 6064 nucleotides long. It is a transcript of the gene lats2, whose product is annotated as large tumor suppressor kinase 2. NCBI's taxonomy places the organism in Eukaryota, Metazoa, Chordata, Actinopteri, Syngnathiformes, Syngnathidae. The record is from RefSeq and is a predicted model, not a curated record. Gene Ontology annotation, molecular function: ATP binding; protein serine/threonine kinase activity; protein binding. Gene Ontology annotation, biological process: protein phosphorylation.
GAAUGUUAACAAUGCAGCGAGUGUCCAACUUUGUGCCUCAUUUCUUCUUCUUCUUCUCCUCCUCCUCGCUCCGCUUCUUUUUUCUCUUCUUCUUCUUCUUCUUCUCCUUCUUCUUCUCCUUCUCCUAAGUCUUCAUCUUCUGCUCCAAAAUGGAGGCGGCUAUCAUCACUUUUCCUCGCCCGCGUCGGCCCCUCUGAGCCCGCCGGAGACCCUCCGAGCCCCGGCCAGGAGCUCCAAGAAGCACCGGACGGGAGGACCAGAAUACAAAUUAGAGGGAGAAAAGAAAAAAAAAAGUUUGUCUUCGGAAGGAAUGGAAAGUAUUUAAGAGUUGUUCGUCACAUGGCGCAGGCUGUCAUCAUCAUGGUGUGGCUGCAAGUCUCCCUUGUGAGCGGCUGCAUGUGCUGGAACAAGCUGGAACCUGAGCCUUGAAAGGCACACCAUGGAGCGCCUGUAGGAGCCAUCCUCACCACCUGAGUCCCCCCCCCCCACCGUCGGAGUCAGCAGAGACCACCAUCGGGGACAAACCUUAGAAAUCUUGCAUCUGCGUCAGGAGAAUUGAUUUCAAUCCGCCCGCGUGGGCGUCAGUGUUUGAGCGCGAGGGGUCCCCGCGCCGGGUGCCUGACCCGGGGCCCCUCAACCAUGAGGCCCAAGACAUUCCCGGCGGCCCCCUAUGUGGGCAACACCCGCCAGAGGCUUCAGGAGAUCAAGGAGGGCCUGAAGCAGCCCGCCAAGCUGGUGAGCCAGGCCCUGCACGGGGGGGGCGUGUCCCGGACCGAGGGCGGCCGCCCCGCCGACUGCAAAGGUGGCAAGGACGGGGCGGGGCGGCAGCAGCCCGUGAGACCCCCCCAGAAGUUCUACAACUACCAGAACGCCCUGCGAGAAAUACGCAAGUCCCUCAUGCCCUUCGCCAAUGAGUCGGGCCCCUCGUCCGGGUCGGGGCCCCCUGCUGGGGAGGUGAACCGGCAGAUGCUGCAGGAGCUGGUCAACGCUGGCUGUGACCAGGAAAUGGCCGUCCGGGCACUGAAGCAGACAGGAAGCAGGAACAUUGAGGCGGCGCUCGAGUACAUCAGUAAAAUGGGCUACCUGGACCCUCGCAACGAGCUCAUCGUCCGUGUCAUCAAACAGACUUCGCCAGGAAAAGCUGGUAUGCCACCUUCUAUGGACCACCACCCUGCGAUGGAGGCCUCAGGUGACACAGCAGGUGCUAUGCCACCAUACCACCCAAUGGGGGCCCCCAUGUAUGAGGGUGUGCCUGGUUAUGGCUCAGAAGGUCCGUAUAUGAGUCCUCCACCUGUCAUGAACUACAUGAUGACUCCAUCUGGGGCGGCACAGGGUCCCCCAAUGGGGAAUCCCAUGGGUCGUCCUCCCAGUAUGGGCAGCUACCCACCAGUGAUGGCCGCCCAGAGUAACACCGCUAACACCAUGUACCCUCCGGGGGCCCAACAGAAAGGCUAUCCCGGCAGCAUGGAUCAGCACGGGCCCAUGAUGAGCUACAAUGUCCCCGGUCAACCUUUGCAGCUCCAGCCUCAGCCCCCAGGGGCGCCUGUUCCGGGUCCUCACUAUGACUAUGGCCAUGCCAGGCCCCACUUAAUGGAGCCCGCAGGCUACGGAGUCAAGAGAACCGCCUCCUUUCAAAACAAGAUGGCCCCCCCAGACAACUACGUCAACAUGCAAGGUAAAGGCACCAUGGGCCAGAAUGGGCCAGGAGGAGGUGGGGGAGGGUACCCUGCAAAUCUUUAUCUGCCAUCCCACUCACACCCGCGUCAGGCGAGCCCAACCUCUCACCAAGUCCACAUGAUGUCCCGUUCCCCAGGUGGGGUCACAGCCAUGGGCCCAGACUUCCCCGAUCUUCCCCAAGGCUUAAUGACACCAUCCAGGGCGAGCCUCAACCUAGACUUGUAUGAGCACCACUGGGCGGGCCCUCCAGGUUCUGAAGGGCCCCUCCCAGCAAGGCAGCCACAACCUCAGGGGCCCUUUCGGGGUGAGGUUCGUGUUCCCAGCCGAGCUAACUCAUUCAACAGCCGCUCCGCUGUAUCCAACGGCGUACGCCCCCCGAUGACAGCACCCCCCUCUGGUGGGAAACAAGAAUCUUCCCUGGGCCCUCCCAACACAAUCACAGCUGUCACAUCACCACCCAUCCAGCAGCCAGUCAAGAGUAUUCGGGUGAUGAGGCCGGAGCCCAAGACUGCCGUGGGCCCGUGCCACCCCAGCUGGAUGACGGCACAGGCCCAAGAUGCGUCAGAACCGCUGGCCUACAUGCAAGAGGAGACCUACUCCUUGGAGCCCCCGCAGGAGCCCCGCUGCCCACCACCGCCCUACCCCAAGAAUCUCUUCAUGUCGCCAGCACCUGGGGAAUCCGGGGCCCUGGAGUGUGCUCAGGAUCUGAGCAACGCGGCCUCCAGAAGCACACGCGGCGGCAGUGGCGGAAGCGGAAACACCGAGGAAGGAGGCCAUCAGGUGAAGGAGAAGACCAAGCUUGGCAAGGGAGAGAAAAGCCUGAAAGACAAGAAGCAGAUCCAGACCUCGCCCGUGCCGGUAAGGAAGAACGGACGCGACGAGGAGAAGCGGGAGUCUCGCAUCAAGAGCUACUCGCCUUUCGCCUUCAAGUUCUACAUGGAGCAGCACAUCGAGAACGUGAUGAAGACCUACCAGCAGAAGCUCAACCGCAGGCUCCAGCUGGAACAGGAGAUGUCCAAGGCCGGCCUGUCCGAGGCGGAGCAGGAGCAAAUGAGGAAGAUGCUCAACCAGAAGGAGUCCAACUACAACAGGUUGCGACGAGCCAAAAUGGACAAGUCCAUGUUUGUCAAAAUCAAAACCUUGGGCAUCGGUGCCUUCGGAGAGGUGUGCCUAACGCGCAAGGUGGACACCUUUGCGCUGUACGCCAUGAAGACCCUGCGCAAGAAAGACGUCCUCAACAGGAACCAGGUGGCCCACGUGAAGGCGGAGCGCGACAUUCUUGCGGAGGCGGACAACGAGUGGGUGGUGCGUCUCUACUAUUCCUUCCAGGACCGCGACAGCCUCUACUUUGUCAUGGACUACAUCCCCGGGGGGGACAUGAUGAGCCUACUCAUCCGGAUGGGCAUCUUCCCCGAACCACUGGCGUGCUUCUACGUGGCUGAGCUCACGCUGGCCAUAGAGAGCGUCCACAAGAUGGGCUUCAUCCACCGCGACAUCAAGCCGGACAACAUCCUCAUUGACCUGGACGGACACAUCAAGCUGACCGACUUCGGCCUGUGCACGGGCUUCCGAUGGACCCACAACUCUAAGUACUAUCAGAAAGGGAGUCACGUGAGACAGGACAGCAUGGAGCCCAGCGACUUCUGGGACGACGUGUCCAACUGCCGGUGCGGCGACCGACUGAUGACGCUGGAGCAACAGGCCAUUCGGCAGCACCAGCGCUGCCUGGCUCACUCCUUGGUGGGCACGCCCAACUACAUCGCCCCCGAGGUUCUCCUUCGCAAAGGUUACACUCAGCUGUGCGACUGGUGGAGCGUGGGUGUGAUCCUGUUUGAGAUGCUGGUGGGACAGCCGCCUUUCCUGGCCCCCACACCCACGGAGACCCAGAUUAAGGUCAUCAACUGGGAGAGCACGCUGCAGGUGCCCGCGCAGGUCAAACUGAGCCCCGAGUCCGUCGACAUCAUCGCUCGCCUGUGCUGCUCGGCGGAAGACCGCCUGGGGGCCAACGGCGCCGGCGAGAUCAAGGCACACCCGUUCUUCAGCAAGGUGGACUUCUCCAGCAACCUGCGGCAGCAGCCCGCUCCCUACCGGCCCAAGAUCGCCCACCCCAUGGACACGUCCAACUUCGACCCGGUGGAGGAGGACGGCGGGCCCGGCGCCUGGAGCGACAGCGGCGACAGCACCCGCGCCCUGGAUGCCCUCUGCUCGCCGCACGGGAAGCACCCGGAGCACGCCUUCUACGAGUUCACCUUCCGCAGGUUCUUCGACGACAACGGCUGCCCCUUCCGCUACCCCAAACCUCUGGAGGCCGGCGGCGCCGGAGGCGGCUUGGGUCCGGAGGAGGAGGAAGACGAGGAGGGAGAGGAGGAGGCCGGGGAGGGAUGCGAGCCCGUCUACGUGUAACCGUCGCCCCCUUGUGGACACAGUGAGCGCCUCCCUCCCGCACGGGACCAACAAGCCAACAAGCAACCGCCCUGAGCGCAGACCUGGGCAGUCCGGUAAGAAUGUAAGAAGAACACGACCGCUCCCGGGUCUUCCUUCCAUUCCUCGCUUUCCAAAGUGACGCUUUUUGUGCUUUUACACUGAAAUUUGUCAACACUCUCAACUCAAGUCAGUGAACCAAAAGCAAGUUACAAAAAGGGGGGGAGUUCUUCCUCCUUCACAAUAAGAGUUUAUUAGCGCAGGAAAUAUUCAAAGUUGGACACUUUCCAUGAGAAGAACUUUGAAAAUAACUUUUUCUACAUUUAUUCUGAGGAAGAAGAAAGAAAAAAAAUUAUCGAACGCAUUUUUAUUGCUAUCAACUACGUGUCUACUGUCAUAAAUCGCACAUUUACAGUUCCACAUUUCAACAUGUCCGAAAAGAAGUAAAGCAGAACUUAUGUAGGGGCUGAUAAAAUUCUGAUUCCCAUAAAAUCUAAAGGCGACGUAUUUCGAAACCACCGGCUCAAACACUUGGCAGGCAAACAAGCGUGUUCGUAGUGGAUGACCUCCAAGUCAUGUUGUAAGUUUCCCAUGCAAAGUAAUGCUCCACUUUUCCAAAAUGAGCUAGCUCGAUGCUAACUCAUAUGGGAUAUGCCAUAUACAUGCUACUGAUUAGCAUUAGCCGUUUUACAAGGCAAAUUUGGUGACGAAAGUGACAACUAAGAUGCACGUUACAAUCCGGUGUGUAACACUUUGUAGGACUCAACAAAAGACAAGACAUGGCACGCUCAACUCAACGGCAAAGACUACUUCCUGACUACACUUAGGACAAAAGGAAAUGACCGCACACUUGCCAGGAAACAAUAACAACACAGUGGUCAGGGUUAGCUUAUGUUCAAAGAAAUGAAAUGUUAUUAUUAAACACACAAAAGUCCUGGAAGUUCAGUACCUAAAUGCAAAAGGUAACACCCCCCCGCCACAGAUCAUUUUGUUUAUAUUUAAAAUUUGACUAAAUAUCACGCACAUUUUGUACUGUUUGCUUUUUUGUGGACAAAAUUAGUUCAAAUCAGGUCAAUGACCAUGAGCUUUACUUUGAAGUGUACACAGCACAGCAUUUUUAUAUACGACCCAAUCCAAACGACCUUUCCUACUCAUGGCACAAAGCGCAACAUGUGGUCACUGAACUUUGUAGAUACUAUAAAAAAUGUCCAAGUACUAUACAUCAUUUACAAUUAUGGUUGGGAGAAAUGCAACACAUUUAUCCAUGUUUGCCGCAUGUAAGCUGCUUGGUAUUUCCGAUUGAUGACAAAACGUUGAGGUCAUCACGGAAGUAAACAAGGUAGGAAUCCAACCUUCACAUAUGCUAUGUUAUGCUAAUGGUGACGUAGUGGCGCAGUGGACAUGACUCCCAACCCGUUCUCGCCAAAGUACAAAUCCGUGGAAAGUUCCCAGCUCUGAAUUGUUCCUGGGAUCUUGCGACACGCGUGUGGACCUGCGUGGUCCAGAACAAGUCGCCAGCGGACUGAAUGUCACGGAUCUGCGCUCCUCUCCUUCGGGUUCGGGCGGGCGGGGAGGGGGGGGGGGAAGACCUGGCGAUUCAAACUAGUCCCCCGUUCGGUUUUUAGCCCGAGGUGGGCGGAUGAGAAAGCUGGUGUGACUUAAGUGCAAUACAAAAACUAAAAACCCUUUCAAAGCCUUGGAACGCUUUAUAUUCUAUUUGAUGUAUGCUGCUUUUUAUGGACAUGAUGAUGAUGAUGAUGAUGAUGAUGUACGUGGAACGUCAAGGGCUGACGACGAGCCUUCCAGUCCUGCAUCCGGGCCGGUCCUGAACGCAGGACGCGAAGGUUCUCCUCUGAGGAUUUGGACUACCGAGCGAGGCGAGAAAUGUCGUUUAUAAGAAGAAUGUACGGAAGCCAUAAAGGGUCAUAGAGGAAUUUUUUAUUUUUUAUAAACAUUUUUUUUUUUU